CAACAGAUUAGAUUCAACAAUGCAUAACAACAAUCACUUCCACUAACAAACAUCCAACAGAUUUAAAACUUACAAGGCCUUUGAAAAUGCUUCUUCAAGUGACCGCCUCUUCUCUCCCAUCAAAAUCAAACCUGUAUCCUUUCCAGAUCUACAAAAACCCUAUCGAACCCGCUCAGCUACUCGCACUAUCACUCAAAACAGCAACUUUCAACCACCCUUUGAUCUCCUCUCGCCUUAUAUCUCUAUACACCCACUCUAAAUCCACCUCGCUUGAUCAUGUCCGCUCCCUGUUCGACCAAUUUCAACAACCCACUUUGUUUUCCUGGAACACCCUCAUCAAAUCCUACGUUCAAAACCAACGUUCCCAAGAAUCCCUAUUCAUGUUUCUUGACUUCAUGACACUCUCGGGUUUAAUGCCGGAUGUUUUCACUUUACCUUGCGUGAUCAAAGCGUGUGGGAGAUUAAUGGCGCUGAAAGAAGGGGGGCAGAUUCACGGCUUGGUUUUCAAACUUGGGUUUGGGUCGGAUUUGUUUGUUCAGGGCAGUUUGGUCGGUAUGUAUUCUAAGUUUAAAGAUAUUGGUUCUGCACGCAAGGUGUUCGAUCAAAUGACUGAAAGAGAUUUGGUCACGUGGAACUCGUUGUUGGACGGUUAUGUGAAGGAUGGUGAGAUUGAACUUGCAAUGGAGUUGUUUGAUGAAAUGACGGAGCGGGAUGUUGUGUCGUGGACUGUGAUGGUUGAUGGAUUGUCGAAAUGUGGCAGAGUUGAUGAUGCCAGAAAGGUGUUUGAUGAAAUGCCUAGGAGAAACUUUGCGUCGUGGAAUGCGAUGAUUAAUGGGUAUAUGAGAGCGGGUGAUUUUAUUUCCGCGCGUGGAUUAUUUGAUGUAAUGGAAGAUAAAGAUAUAAUCACUUGGAAUUCGAUGAUAGCGGGGUAUGAACACAAUGGUAGGUGUUCGGAAGCCCUCAAGUUGUUUACCAAGCUGCUAAAUUUGGGAUAUGUUCCGACUCAUAGUACUUUGGUUAGUACACUAUCAGCUAUUUCGUGGUCAGCUCUUCUUAGCAAAGGAAGGUGGGUUCAUUCUUAUAUGGUUAAAAACGGUCAUAAAUUAGAUGGCGUGCUCGGUACUUCACUAAUCGAAAUGUAUUGCAAGUGUGGGAGCAUUGAGACUGCUUUAAAGGUUUUUGAAUCUAUACCCAACAAAAAGCUGGGCCACUGGACGACUAUAAUAGCAGGAUUGGGAACACACGGGCAAGCUACACUUGCUCUUGAUUUGUUUCUCGAAAUGCUUAAAAUGAACGUCAUCCCUAAUGCUAUAACCUUCAUUGGUGUGCUGACUGCUUGUAACCAUGCAGGUUUAAUUGAAGAUGGCAGAAGAUACUUUAACAUGAUGAUAAAAGAUUAUAAAAUAGAACCGACGGUCGAGCAUUACGGUUGUCUUGUUGACAUUCUUUGCCGAGCGGGUCAUCUUGAAGAAGCAAAGAAUGUGAUAGAAAGCAUGCCCUUGAAACCAAACAAAGUUAUUUGGAUGAGUUUGCUUAGCGCCUCAAGAAUCUAUAAGAAGGUAGAAAUCGGAGAAUAUGCUGCUCAAAGUGUAACAGAAAUAGACCCAAGUUUUAUCGAAAGUUACGUGCUUUUGUCCAACAUGUAUGCUGCAACUGGGAAUUGGGACAAAGUGUCGCGUGUUAGGGAUGCAAUGAGGAAAACAGGAGUUAAAAAGGAUGCUGGAUGCAGCUUGAUAGAGUAUAGAGAUGAGGUUCAUGAGUUCAUUGCGGGUGAUAAAUCACAUCCUCGGACUCAUGAGAUAUACCAUAAGUUGAGCAAGAUUAGGGAACGACUUAAAUCUGUAGGGUAUGUAGCUGAUAAAUCUCAAGUUUUGCUGCAUAUUGAAGGGGAUGAUGAGAAGGAAACUGAAUUGGAAAGCCAUAGUGAGAGGUUAGCAAUUGCUUUUGGCUUGAUUAGUUUAAAACCCGGGAUCCCAAUUCGGAUAGUGAAGAACCUUCGGGUUUGCAAUGAUUGCCACUCGGUUACAAAACAUUUGUCCAAGAUUUAUGACCGGGAAAUUAUUGUAAGGGACAAUAGCCGUUUUCACCAUUUCAAACACGGAUCAUGUUCUUGCAUGGAUUACUGGUGAUGUGGGGAAUAUCACAAUCAAACAACAUAUGGGUUACAAGAUUGAUUACUUAUUUGAAGUCUAGGUAGCAGUUUCAGAUCUUGCUUCAACAUGAAUAUGUUAUUGACCGGGUAAAUGUUGUAUCGUGUAACGCCCCCAAAUGAUUUAUUUUUGGUAAGCGUAUUUGACAUAGUAAUAAUUCGUGAAAAAUAAAUGAUUUUUUUGGACAAAAA
Molecule: messenger RNA, 2341 nt
Organism: Helianthus annuus (common sunflower)
Lineage: Eukaryota; Viridiplantae; Streptophyta; Magnoliopsida; Asterales; Asteraceae
Product: pentatricopeptide repeat-containing protein At2g29760, chloroplastic
Exons: 1
Coding region: 87-2129 (680 amino acids)
Biological process (GO): RNA modification
Molecular function (GO): zinc ion binding; protein binding; RNA binding
Source: RefSeq, a predicted model, not a curated record